Molecule: messenger RNA, 7227 nt
Organism: Nomia melanderi (Alkali bee)
Lineage: Eukaryota; Metazoa; Arthropoda; Insecta; Hymenoptera; Halictidae
Source: RefSeq, a predicted model, not a curated record
UGUUCCUCAAUGCACGUGUGAUUUCUCUUCAAGUUAGAUUCACAAAGUAUCGUACUUAUCUCAUCAGAAAAUGUUGAGAUAUUUCUAAUGAAAAACUUCCGAGUGCAAAGGGUUAACCUUUGCACUUGACAGGUGACUCUCAGUCACCACCUGAUUUGAUACAGUAAAACUUUGUAUAGUGCCUUUGUAUAGUGCCAUUUGACCCCUCUAGUAGUUUUAGUGUUAAUAUUAUAAUUUAUUCUGUGUAUUCUCCACUGUGAAAUCAUGCGUUCAACGUAUUCGAUGAAACUGAUGUCACGAGGAUUUUAAACGCGCUGCUAGUGUAGAUGUAAUUCUUGGAAUAAAUCGAAUAGAAUCGAUGAAAAUUCACGCGAAAGGAAUAAACGAAUCGAUUCGCGUUCCACGGUUAACAGGUUAAAUCUAUAUGACACGGUUCUCGUUGCACAACGUGCCGUCCGCACGAACAGUGCGCGUUAGAGGAUGAUAGUUGCCGCAAAUGUGGAGUAGGCCGGUGACGACGAUAACAGGUCGCGAUAACGAUCCGUAGCUAAGGUUACGAAUCGAGUUUUCACUGGCGAUCACGUUGGAGCUUGGCUAUCGAAAGAAAGUCGCCGUUGGCUUGGACGUAGUGCUAGGUCCGCGAAAAUAUAGAACGAAAAUGAGUCAUUGUACUGAGAACGGAAGCGAGCGACAAAGGCUCGGCCGUUUGGCAUCGUUUUCUAGCGAGCCGCGGUGCAUAGUACGCGCCGCUCAUUCAUUAUCAACUACCGUGCGGUCAAAAUCGCUGGUGCAUUUCUCGUAGAACUCGAAGAACUCUGAACCUCUAAUAUUAUUAAUAAUAUCACCUUGUGCAGCGAGAUUCAUCAACGUAAACGUCCCACAACAAUAACACAAUUCAAUAAAUCAAUAUUAUCUUUUCCAUUUCGCGUAUGCUCGGUGAAAUUGCGCGGCAUUCAGUUAACCAUUUGCACUCGAGUGGUGACUCUCACUCAUCACUUGAUUUUAUACAGUAAAGUUAUAAAAUUUGAUAUUUAAUAUUAUACCACGUAUAAGGCAUCUCUGGGUGAUUUCUCUUCGAGUUAGUUUCACAAAAUAUCGUCUUUAUCUCAUCAUCGAAUGUUGAAAUAUUUCUAGUGGAAAACUGCCGAGUGCAAAGGGUUAACCCUUUGCGGUCCGAAGUGCUCUUGGUUUCUCACUUUGAGGUUCACGUCGACAUAAUAUUUGGAAGUCACUGAAAUGUCUUUAAAUGGUACAACUGUGAUGCCACAAAUAAAUAUAGAAAAAAUUGUUAAAACAGGCAGAGGUUGCAAUAGAAUAGAAUGGACUGCUAAGGGUUAAGGAGACUCACAGAAUCCAACAAACAAACGCAUCUGCUUUCAAAAGCAGAAUUUGCAUUUGAAACGAAACGUAGCGAAAAGCAGCAGAAAUGCCAAAACUUAACAAAAGGCUCGGAAUUAUCGGAUAACCGAGGUCGCGACUGCGUAUACGCGAUUAAUCCCUUUACGUUAUUCCAAUAUGGCGAGGCACUUCAGCCCCUGCUCAGCCCGCGGUGUCCGUAGAAUACAGAUAAGGGUCGUAUCGGGAACUAUAUCUAUAACGCGCCUACGCGACUUCUUCGCGGCGGCAAUGAAUCAUCGGUCGCAACGAUCGUUAAUGGUCGUCGCCGUCGGUGCUCUUGUCGUUGCAGAUCCACCUGUGGAGCUGCCUGAGGCGGAAAACGGGCAACAGUCUCGACAAGAGUCCGGAAGCAGAAGAACCUCGGAGAACAACGAAGCACUCGUGAACCAUCGUCGGCCUGGAAAGAUCAUCCACGUUUCAUCCGGAGCGAUAAAACGUCUCAACGAGGAAUCGAUCGAACGAGGGCGUGAUCGCGAUCCGGAGCUCUCGUCGAAGCCUAUAAGAAGCUGCUGCUGGCAAAGCGAACUGGUCUCUGAAUCUACCAGAUGAAAAUCCGGUGCUUAUCGCAGUGCUCUUCUCUCCCAUUGCUCUUCCGCUGAUCCGAGGAUAGCGAGUCUCAUCGGUGAUCGAGGAACCGGCUCAACCCGCGUCGAAACACUCGCUCGGAAGACUCUGAAUCGAGAUCGGGGCGUCAGCUGCAUUUCGCUCGGCGCGAGUGCAUCGGUUGUAGCGGAUUGCGUAAUCGGGAGACCUUGGUGCACCGAGGAUGACCUUCGCCGCCGUCCCGGCCGUCGGUGCGUCGUCGUCGGGAGAAAAGAGCUCGGCGAUAAGGCCGGGAGCGGAGUAAUUAGUAUCCGUCCGCGAUCGCUGGAACGCUCGGCGUGGGUGACUCGAGCCUCGAGUGGAGCGGCGAGUCGAGUGACUGGUCGAAGAGGAUGCGGUACGCGUGGCGGAACAGGUGACUCCGGCGAGUGGCACUCCUGGGAAGAUCCGUGGCGGCCGAGCCAGAUCCCGUGGCCGUUUCUCGAGUGGCCGCCGCCCGCAGAAACGAGAGAUGACGGUCACUUACACCGCCGAAGUCGCUACCUGCAAAGGUCUCGGUUGCUUUCUAAAAUUACUCCUAAGAUGGCGGGCGAGCAUAUACAAACUCGUCUGGCUAGACCUGGCCCUCUUCCUCUUCAUAUACUACACGCUGUCGAGCAUUUAUCGGCUGAUACUCGACGAGGAGCAGAAGAAGAUCUUCGAGGCGAUCGUGGCGUACUGCAACGAGUACAGCGACCUGAUACCGCUGUCGUUCGUCCUUGGUUUCUACGUUAGCAUCGUCAUGACCAGAUGGUGGAAUCAAUACAUGGUGAUACCGUGGCCAGACUCUAUCGCGGUCUUCGUGUCGGCGACUAUUCACGGCAACGACGAGAGGGGUCGACUGAUGCGCCGAACUAUCGUCAGGUACGUGUGCGUGUGCCUGACGCUGGUGCUGACGAUGGUCUCGCCCCGCGUGAAGAAGCGUUUCCCCACGUUGGACCACCUGGUGGACACCGGUCUGCUGCUGGAGAACGAGCUGGUGAUAUUCCAGAGCCUGAACGACAAGUUCCCGAAACCGAGCAAGCACUGGCUGCCGAUCGUUUGGGCGUCGAGCAUCGUCACUCGGGCCAGGAAAGAGGGCCGGAUUCGCGACGACUUCGCUGUGAAGACGCUGAUCGACGAGCUGAACAAGUUCCGCGGCCUCUGCGGCAGCCUCAUGCACUACGACACCAUCAGCGUGCCUCUGGUCUACACUCAGGUCGUCACGUUGGCUGUGUACACGUACUUUUUGACGAGCGUGAUGGGCCGGCAAUGGGUACAGAAUUCGAAUACGUCGACGAUCGAUUGCUACUUCCCAGUAUUCACGACGCUGCAGUUCUUCUUCUACAUGGGUUGGCUGAAGGUCGCUGAAACUUUAAUCAAUCCGUUCGGCGAGGACGACGACGACUUCGAAGUUAACUGGAUAAUCGACAGGAAUUUACAAGUGAGCUACCUCAUCGUCGACGAGAUGCACCACGAGCAUCCAGAGUUGAUCCGCGAUCAGUAUUGGGACGAGGUCUUCCCCACAGAGCUUCCGUACACAGCGGCAUCGCAGGCAUUCCGCGAGGAGCAUCCGCAGCCGUCCACCGCCGGGAUCCAAUUAUCAGCUGCCCAACAGGAAUUGCAACCGUCCUCGGUCAGGAUAGACGAGAUGGCAGCGGAAUAUCAGCAGAAGUACCGACCGGACAUCGCCGACGACGCUGCGUCUGGCAUACACUUCACGGCGACCGGAAAAAUGUCAAGGAGCAACACGGAGAGCGGCAAAAUAACGAGAAGCGCGAGCCGGGUGAGCAAUCGGGACCGUACGCUGAGCGGCGGCUCGACGCCGAGCAACUUGGGCGGUUCGCUUACAAGAGUGAACAGCGUGACCAGCGUGCUCAAGCGAUUGUUCAGCAAGGAGGACAGGCCGGACAGCGGCGUUAGCAUCGGUACCAAAACUCCGGGGAGGCUGGCGGGGUCUAGUUCCUCGGCUUCUUUGCAGAACCGAGCGUUAGCUGGUGGCGGCUCGAUGAGGAUAGGGGUGAUCAAGGAGGAGGCUGACGAGCAGAUGACCCUGACGUCGAUGAAAUCGGACAAGAGGCCACACGUGCAGAGCAUAUUCUCGCCGGGACCGCCGCCUCCGAGUGCGCCGGUCACCGUGCCCGGCACCGAGCACACCAGGAACGGGGAAAUAUUCUCGACCAGCGCUCCAGUGACCGGCGUCCUGGUGGGGAGCAACGGGGAUGGGACUGGAAGCGCCAACGACAGGCCGUACGUGCCAGGAUCAAGAGCGGAACGCACGACGCAAUCGGCGCGGUCCAGCGUCGCCUAUGAUCCAGCGACGAGUUACGGGGGCAGCGGAUUGGCGGACGACGAGCUGAUCAGCACCCGCAGCUCCUCCUGCACCAGCGUCAACUCGGACGACGAGUUCACCAAGCUGAAGACGGAGAGGGAGAAGCAAAGACGGGACAGGGUGGUCAGGAGGCUGGCCAGGAGCACCAGCGGCCACACGAAUCUGCUCGGCGCCCAAUCGAGGAGCGUCCUGGACACGGAGCACCUGCUGCUGUCGGAGCUCGCGAACACGUCGCGAAUGUCCAUGGAGGCGAGCGAUCGCGACGACAAAGUGGAGACCGAUCGGCUUUAGCAACGAUUCCGCUGGGCCUUCUUCGAAGUUUAGCCUCCUCGGAACCUCCCGGGGGACUGCGGCGAUAUUUAUUUAGGAAGACUAUCGACCGUUCGCGCGGUCGAGCGAAAGUAAACGAUUAUUAACGCAUUUUCACAGUCGCCAACGGUCGAGCCAUUUGUUAGUGUACAUACGAACUUUUUACUUGAAGUUGUCCGAGGAGAUUCGGGAGAAACGCUCGUGAACGGUCGCGAACGACGCGCGGGGAACCAAGUUCGGGUAGAAAUCGGCGGUAGUCGCGAAGGUAGUUACGCGAGGAGAUUAGGAAACGUUCGGGGAGGAAGUCGAGAGUCGAAGGAAGCUGUGGAAGAGAAUCCGAUAAACAUUCCGUCGAUGGACGAGACGGUUCUCGCUGGAGAACGUGGAUCGAGAAACGGACUCUCUUGGGUGAUCGUUUGCGAUCGGAACAUUGGUACCAAAUUUUUACACGCUCAAGAGUUCUUUGUAUAUUCUGCUAUGUGCAGAGUGUGGUUGGAAACCUUUGGGUCUCCACAGCGGAAUCUACUACUCGUUAAUUCGAAUAAGUCCCACGAUUGCACUGCGGAUUCUUAUGCGUUGACCGAGGAGAGAACGUUGAAUUAACUUUCAAGCGGGAUUUAGACCGAUGAUUUUACAGAGUUUCAUUGUUUGUUGUGUUACCUUUGAACUUGGAAAGAAAUUUAGUUCGUUGUGAUACAGUGUUUUUGGAAUUCGAUUGUUUCUCAUAGGAAUCCGUGGUCUAAUUACGAAGAUAAUGUCUAAUGCGCUGUCCGAAGAUCGAGCGCUCGUAUCGAAGCAAUCUGAAAGUGGACUUGUAUAUACCGGUAUACCUUUCACACGAAACUCUACGUAUCUAUAAUUAGACAAUAAUCGCGUAAACAUUGUCAUCGAAUAUCGCCUUACGGGAGCUCAGUUUUAUACGUCGACGGUCACGAUUCGCAAUUUCAGUCGAAACUGUCGGGGGCAGCUUCGAGAAUUGUGAACUCGGUUGACGACCGGUCGAGACUCGCGAUCCUCAUUUUCUAUAUUCCAUUCACGAUCGAUAUAAAAAAUGAGAGAACGUCGAGCGGCAGGGAGUAGCGUGGAAUUCUAGAUAAUUGCCGGCGUGUCGAGCUCUCGCGAAAAUCGUAUCUCGUCUAGGAAAAGCCGCGAAGCUUACAUUGAACCGUGAAAAGUUGUGAAAAGUGCCUGCCUCGAGCCUAUCGGUGUCCAACCGUAAACCGGUACUCGACGUUACCUUUAUCGCGAAGCAAGCGUGUAACCGUGUUCGUUUCGCGAAAACGCGAGCGGCGUUACGCUUGAAAAUAGCGCUUCUCUUCGUUUCGUUUCGUACGGCGACGCGUUUUCGUGCACGCACAUUCCAUGAAUCGUAGAUGGACGUCGGUCGGCGACAAGAUCGACGGAACGAUCGCACAUUUGCGGGAUAAGGUUAAUUUGAUAAGUAGACUGCCGAAGUUCAAUGCGGAUUUACAUUUUCCCGGGGAACUUUGACACUGGAACCAACAACGAUCGCGUCGAAGCGUCUUCGUGCCGAUUUCUUCUGUCGAAAUUGCGAGACACCACUCGGAAGAAAUCGUCGAACGAACGUUAAGUCGGGUUAAUUAAUCGAUAAUUCUAGCGCUAAAGGGACUAACGUUGUAUGUGAUCGGAUCUUCGUCGCGAAUCGCUUCUGUAGAUCGAAAGUAAAGCGAAGCAGCGUGAAUCUUGUCGAGGAAGUUUAUAAUUUUUUAAAGUCUUUUAUACGCUGUACAUGCAUAAUCGUUCCGCGGUCUAUCGAUAAGUCUCCUGUACUCGCGGAGCGUGCUCGCGAUCUUUCGAACGGUUUCGACGAUCGCGACAUGGCCGUGAAUUACGAUCGCGAGGAGUUCGGUUUUCACGUUCGAGACGCGAUCGCGUGAUAAUUUCGUACGCCGCGAGGAAUCGGCGAGAUUCUCGCCGCGAGGAUUCCGAAACGGUGCGGCAUGUCCAUCUUGUACAGUAGAGCGUACUUAAUUGCGUAGCGUAAUCAGCACUCGUUACUGCCUGCGCAUAAUUCACGUUUGACGGCUCGUCCGUCGUUUCGGGGUUACAUUCCAGAGCGUGGACGGAUAUUAUGGUGCUCAUGGUUUAGCGGUUCGUUCAACAGUAUUACACAGUAGCGAAACGCUUGUCCGGAAUGUCGGAAACACUUUGAUUUCGUUUGAAUAAAUGAGAGUGAAUGCAAACAGUGCUGACUUAUUUGAAACGAGACACGUCGAGUAGAAACAUUUACGGUUGCUCGUGACGAGGAACAGUUAAAGGAAUGAAAAGAGAUUGUUUUCAGUGAUUUUGUUUUAUUAAAUAAUGGUUGGAUAUUUAUGUUCACUGCACAUUCUUGCGAGCAACUGUAUGUUACAUCUGAUACUUCCACCCUUCGAUCCUGGUGAAUUCUAUUAAUAAUUCGUACCGAUUUAAUCUGAACUUCUUAUCGCAUGAAACUUUUUCGCCUAGAAUUUUUCUUAUUACUCUACCGAGAUAAUCGCUAUCAUACUAAAAUGUUGAACACGACACUUUCAUUUAUACUAUAGGGGCAACAAAUUAUGCCUAUACAGUUAUUAAGUAUUUUCGAAUAAAAGAAUUGCUCGUGUAAAUAAAUAUACAAAGUUUCA